AUGAGCAUCCGAUGCCGCGUCAUCAACUUGAUGAGCAUCCGAUGCCCGUCAUCAGAGCAGCGUUUCCGAAUGAUCAACGAGCAUAUCCCUGCGAAUGCUCUCGAAUUGAAUUGGCGCUGUGGUAUCCAGUGA
Molecule: messenger RNA, 132 nt
Organism: Phytophthora nicotianae INRA-310
Lineage: Eukaryota; Oomycota; Peronosporomycetes; Peronosporales; Peronosporaceae
Exons: 1
Coding region: 1-132 (43 amino acids)
Source: RefSeq, a predicted model, not a curated record